Molecule: messenger RNA, 1479 nt
Organism: Penicillium argentinense
Lineage: Eukaryota; Fungi; Ascomycota; Eurotiomycetes; Eurotiales; Aspergillaceae
Exons: 6
Coding region: 1-1479 (492 amino acids)
Biological process (GO): secondary metabolite biosynthetic process
Molecular function (GO): monooxygenase activity; FAD binding
Source: RefSeq, a predicted model, not a curated record
AUGGCUCACGAUAAUGUGGAUGAGCUGCUGGGAGGCAGUUCCCUCAAGACCCCCACAUACCCAAGCAACUGCCUCGCCUUCCUCAACCAGUCUGCCCCAAAACCCCUUACCAACAAAGCCAAGGUCCACCUAAACAUCAUCGUCGUCGGCGCAGGAUUAGGGGGCCUCUCAACAGCAAUCGCCCUCGCAAGUACCGGACACACAGUGACAGUCUACGAACAAGCUCCCGAGCUGGGCGAGGUCGGCGCAGGAAUCCAAAUUCCCUCGAACUCAACCCGCCUGCUCAGCAAACUAGGGUUAGACCAGUACCUCACACCCCACGUCACAGAACCCUCGCAAAUCUCCUUCCGACGGUGGGAAUCAGGAGCGGUAAUCGGGUUGACUCGGCUAAUCCCCGACUUCCGGGAUACCUUUGGCGCUCCGUACUACGUGAUUCACCGCGCGAAUUUCCACUCGGCGUUGCAUGCUCGUGCUGUGGAGUUGGGUGUUGUGGUUAAGCUUGCUUCCCGGGUUGUUAGGUACACUAAUGAUUCGAACCCUUUCGGCGAAACCGGAAGGGCAGGUAUAUGCCUUGUGGAUGGGAGGUUUGUUUGUGCGGAUUUGGUUGUUGCUUCUGACGGUGUGAAAUCCAUUGCAAGAGAACUGGUCGAUCAAUCUGGACGUCCAAUCGAAAGAACUGGAUUCGCUGCGUACAGGGCGACGGUUGAUGUUUCGAAGAUACAGGCUGAUCCGGAAAUAUCCUGGUUGCUUGAGAGGCCGGCGCUGAAUAUCUGGUACCAUACACUCCCUCCACCACACUACAGUAGAAACCAGCUAACCAUCUCCAAUGACAGGAUCGGCGACCAAAGACACGUAAUGACCUACACCAUCAACUCCGGCAAAUCCUUCAACAUGGUCCUCUCGCAUCCAGACAAUACCGAUCCCGCGAGCUGGGACCAGACGACUGCACUCCGCGACAUGAGACGGGAAUUUCAAGGCUGGGAUUCGAGACUCCAAAAAAUAAUCUCCAUGAUCACGAACACAAUUAAAUGGCCCCUCGUAAGCGGAACGCCUCUCCCCCGCUGGACAGCCGGGCGAAUAGUGAUGCUCGGCGAUGCAGCGCACGCGAUGCUGCCCUACAUGUCUCAAGGCGCUGCAAUGGCAGUAGAAGACGCCAUUGCCCUCUCAACCUCCCUCUCAAAACUAACCAGUACACACGACCUGCCCACCGCACUGUCCAUCUUCGAAAAAGCCCGCAUUGACCGCACAAGCAAGAUGCAAGAAGCUAGUCUUCUCAAUGGGAAAUUGUGGCAUUUCGCUGAUGGGCCGCUGCAGCGGGCGCGGGAUGCGGCUAUGAAGCCUGAGGUUGAUGGGGUGGGCUUUUCUCAUAGUCCGAAUCAGUGGAGUGAUCCUGUCACGCAGAUUUGGACGUAUGGGUAUGAUGCGGAAGGUGCUGUUGAGAGGGCAUGGAGGGAAUAUAGAGUGAAGUGUGCACUUUAG